Tetranychus urticae (two-spotted spider mite) is the source of this 623-nucleotide messenger RNA. RefSeq lists its product as uncharacterized. NCBI's taxonomy places the organism in Eukaryota, Metazoa, Arthropoda, Arachnida, Trombidiformes, Tetranychidae. The record is from RefSeq and is a predicted model, not a curated record.
AUUCAUAAUUGUUGCCAGGUUUGUUUGUCACUUUCAAAGAUAACAAGUUAUCACAAUACUCUUUUUUUUCUGUGUCCAAAUGCCAUGAUGAUUAGCCAUAAAUCAUCUUGUAAACCCUUCACUGCCACUGUGCUUAUAGUCCUAUUCUUAUCCGAAUCUUUUAUCAGAGUUGAUGGCUUCAUGGGCAGGAAAGAUAUGGAAAUGGAAUUAUUAUUGCUGAAAAUACUUCAAAAUCGUCGUUCCAAACAGCAACAGGUCAUUCCAAUUCCAAUUUACAUUCCAAGAUGUCGAGGAUCUCCUCCAAGAGCUGAAUCACAACAUUAUCCCGUUUAUGUACCAAUCCAUACUCAUGAUCAUCACAUUUUGGAAUCUCCAAGUCACCUAAAUUUCGCUGUUUCACCUUGUUCAUCCAACACAUGCUCCAUGUUAAAGUAAUACCUUUCAAUGAAUUUACUAUUAAAAAGAAACUAUUUUUUUACGAUUAAAUAUUGUUUUUACUUUUAUUGCAAUUAAAGCUUUUUGAGGUAGAAGAUCAAAUUCAACAAGAAAUACAAAUUAAAAUAAAAACAAAGUGGACCAAUAAUAAAUACAUUCAUAUAAUAAUACAAUCCAUAAAACGGAUU